Messenger RNA from Nymphaea colorata (pocket water lily), 1992 nucleotides. RefSeq names its product cysteine-rich receptor-like protein kinase 25. Gene Ontology annotation, molecular function: ATP binding; protein kinase activity. Bases 1 to 1992 code for a protein of 663 amino acids. The transcript is spliced from 7 exons. Lineage: Eukaryota; Viridiplantae; Streptophyta; Magnoliopsida; Nymphaeales; Nymphaeaceae. Gene Ontology annotation, biological process: protein phosphorylation. The record is from RefSeq and is a predicted model, not a curated record.
AUGGUUGAGAUUACAGGCAUCAAGUUCCUUGUAAUUCUCUUCCGUCUCUUCCACGUUGCCAACGCCCAGGGCAUCUGUUCCUGCCCCAGCUCCCCAACCACCUACACAGCCACCUUCGAGAAAAACCUCAAAAGCCUCCUGGCCUCUAUCGCAGCCAAUGCCGCCUCCCUUCCUGGCUUCUUUUACAACACCACGGAGGGCAAUAGCCCGGACCAAGUCUAUGGCCUUGUGCAGUGUCAUGCAGAUGUCUCGGCCGAUGAAUGCCGCAGUUGCGCAGCAGUUGCCACCUCUCAGAUCACCGGGUCGUGCAGAACCUUCAAAACUGCUAUGUGUUGGCAAGAAAAUUGCCUCUUGCGCUACUCAAGUGAACAUUUCUUUGGGGUAGCAGAUGUCCCCAGACACUCUGUGCAGAACGACAAAGGCAUCUCGAAUCCUUCGCAGUUCAGAUCAAUUGUGCUAUCCUUAAUCAGCAAGCUCACCGGAUUGGCUGCCACCAACAAGUCUUCCUUGUCCUACGCCACCGAUGCCGUUCCCUACGCAGACAACGUGACGGUCUAUGGGCUGGUGCAGUGCACAAGAGACUUGUCGCCUGCUGCCUGCCGUUUGUGUUUGAACAACUCUGUAAAUUCCAUUUUAUCUUGUUGCAUACAUAAACAGGGGGCUAGAGUUUUGUCUGGAAGUUGUGUUCUGAGAUACGAGGUCUACCCAUUCUUCGGAAAGUUUUCAAAGCCGACGCUGUUGCAGCCCCCGGCGGCUAAUGGGCCGAUCUCUCCGGGGCCACUGCCUCAUUUACCUCUGGAUAAUCCGUCAGGGAACAGUGGAAGAGGUUUUUGGAGAAUUAUGACGAUCCUAAGCACCAUAGGAGGCGGUCUGUUGGCAGCUUGUAUCCUAUUGAUCGUUCGAGCAAGGAAACACAUGGAGAAAGUGAGAUAUGAAAGGGAGACAUCCUUGCUUGAAGUAAACGGGCAGAAUUACCAGCAUGGGACAAACUACGAAGUGGCAAUGGUAAGACUUAGGACGGUUCAAGCAGCCACAGAUAACUUUUCAGAGUUGAACAAACUCGGCCAGGGUGGAUUUGGUCCCGUCUACAAGGGUAUUCUCCCCAGUGGACAGGAAAUAGCAGUCAAGAGGCUUUCCCAAUAUUCGGGCCAAGGCAUAAGGGAGUUCAAGAAUGAGGUUAAACUGAUAGGAAAUCUUCAACACAAGAACUUGGUAAGGCUUUUGGGGUGUUGCACGGAGGAGGAGGAAGUGCUGCUCAUUUAUGAGUAUCUCCCCAACAAAAGCCUUGACACCUUUCUCAAUGAUCCACAAAAGCGAGAACUGUUAGAUUGGGAGACAAGACUCAAUAUUACGAUGGGGAUUGCAAGGGGCAUGGUUUAUCUUCAUCAUGAUUCCCGACUCAGCAUUAUCCACCGCGACCUCAAAGCAGCCAAUGUUUUACUGGAUGAGCAGAUGAACCCUAAAAUUUCAGAUUUUGGGAUGGCAAGGAUCUUCAGUGGCAAUCAAACUCAAGCAAACACCAAAAUAAUUGUUGGAACAUAUGGGUACAUGGCUCCGGAGUAUGCUAUGGAUGGAUUGUUCUCCACUAAAUCAGAUGUCUACAGCUUCGGCAUCCUACUCCUCGAAAUCAUCAGUGGCCAACUCAACAGAAAGUUUAACCAUGCCCAUCAAGAAGCUCGUAGUCUCGUUGGAUUUGCAUGGAGUUUGUGGAGUCGAGGGAUGGGACUGGAAUUCGUGGACCCGCUGCUAAGAGAGAGAAGCCCUACUCGAGAAAUAUUAAGAUGCCUACAUAUAGGCUUGCUAUGCGUUCAAGAAGAUGCCGAAAGUAGACCAACCAUGUCUUCUGUUCUUCUCAAGCUUGGGGGAGAAUGUUUGGCACUUCCGACGCCAACGAUACCUGCAUUUUCUAUGAGAAAAAUCAAAGAUGGUUCCAGCAAAUCACAGUCUUCUUCACUGAACGGGGUUACAUAUACUGAAGUUGCUCCAAGGUAA